UUUGGGUCAGGUAUCAGCAGGUUACCUGAGUUUCUGAACCCCAUAUAGGUAAAAGGAUUUUGGUGUCUCUGGCCAGGAGGGAUUUUAGAGUAUUGUACACAGGAGGGCUGUUCCCUUCCCUUCAUAGUUAUGACAAGCCCAUUGGCUGAACUCUCACUUCCACCACUAGGGCUGAUGGCACAUGGCCCAGCUGGCGACAGGGUGGCUCUCACCACCAGGCAUCACUUCCCAUUUCUAUUUCUGGGCCAGGGCUGCUGUCAGAGGGAGGCUCUAACCCAGCAGGCUGCUGAAAGGACCCACAGGCCAGUGAUCAGGGGCUCAGCUCAGCGUGAAGGCAGGAAAAUGUCGAGGGAGAAUAUCUGUGACAACAUGGAGUUGGCAGAAGCUGCUCCCUGGCCCAAAGGAAACUGUUGCGAAACAUCGGUCCCUUGGCGGCACAGGGGGCGGGGCAUCGUCACUCCUGUCCUUCUCCUCCUGGGGUUGGCCCUGGCCACGUCCCUCCUUGCUGUGACGCUUCUAUAUCUCCGGGCACAGAGCAAGCUGCAAGCGGUUGAAGAAGCGGUGCAGAAGCUCCAGGUCUCUCUGCCGCCUGACAACGCCUCGGACGUGUCAGCAAAGGGAUCGGACAGUAAGUCGCAGGACGAGGGUCUUAGGCAUCAAGAUCUGCAGCUAUUGGAUGAAGCACAGGCAGGAGUCCAGAUGCUGAAAGACCUGCUGGGUAAUGUCAGUGCAGAUCCAGUGCAGAUCAAGAUCCGGCUGGACAUCAGUGCAGCGCGACCAGCAGUGAAAGAUUGCUGCAGUGACGUGCUGACAAAGCUCUCCAGGGGCUGGAGGUUUUACGGUGGGAACCUCUAUUACUUUUCACAAGGAAGGAAGUCGUGGGAAGAGGCUGAGCGGUAUUGUGUGUCUCAGGACUCGCACCUGACCUCUGUCUCCUCCCAGGCAGAACAGGAGUUUCUCACCAAGGAGACCAAGGGACAAAAUUACUGGAUUGGACUCAUCGACCGGGAGACAGAAGGCAGCUGGCGCUGGGCGGAUGGCACAGAUUACAGAGCAGACGCAAGCAGGGGGUUCUGGGAGGAGAAUCAGCCAGACAACUGGCAUCAGGAGACAGAAGGCAGCGAAGACUGUGUUGAGACCCGCUCAAUGGAGCUGAAGUCGUGGAAUGAUUCCAACUGCUCUCUGCCUUCUAGGUGGAUUUGUAAGCAGGCCCAUAGACAGGCUGGGCUGUGACAUGCAGGUCUCAGCAGCUCAGAAAGCCACCUUAAUUUCCAAGCUAGAAUAUUUCCCCGCCACCUGCCGAUGAGGAGCCCUGGGCACUGGAGGGGGCCACAUGGCAUGUGCAUUGCAGGGAUGCUUUGUCUUGGUGUGAUAUUUCUGGCUUUAGCACAGACAGCUGCCCUUAUGCUGCUCAGCGUGGCUGGCUCUGUAAUUUGUAUGUUUCCAGGUCUGUCACUGAAUAAUUCCUUGGAUCAUGUUGUACAGAUAAAACUACACAGGAUCUUUUCAGGGAGCAAGACAAAGAUGCCACAUUUGUUAUGAUAACAAUUUGAUUUAUGA
Molecule: messenger RNA, 1560 nt
Organism: Gopherus evgoodei (Goodes thornscrub tortoise)
Lineage: Eukaryota; Metazoa; Chordata; Testudines; Testudinidae
Product: C-type lectin domain family 4 member F-like
Exons: 8
Coding region: 130-1233 (367 amino acids)
Biological process (GO): biological process involved in interspecies interaction between organisms
Cellular component (GO): external side of plasma membrane
Molecular function (GO): carbohydrate binding
Source: RefSeq, a predicted model, not a curated record